AUGAUCGAGAAUAUCUUGCGCUCUCCAAGGUGGUUGCAGAAGACGGCUGCUCCAGUGCCGCUGUGCUUGAUGAGCCAAGCUGGCCAGGUGGGCACCCUCAUGUUCUCGAUCGUGAUGAUGAGGUCGAGCAUCCAGGUGCGUGGCUUUUCUGUGGUUGCCAAGCGCAGUGAGAAAGAUGUCAAGGCUUUGAUGGUGGAACGCCGCGUGGAUGCGCCAUCGGAUGAGCCCAGGGCAGAACAGGUGGAGAGGCACUGGAACCGCCACGUGACCAACGAGGCCCUGGAGGCGGCGCGAAGGGAGGGGGACCGCGGCUCCUUGCAGGAGGCGAGACAGCUGCUGGAGGACGCUUCUCAGAUUUUAGGCGCCUCUCCGCUGGUGCAAAGUGGUGAUCCUGUGUGUCUAGGUCUACUCAGCGACUUGCGCGACUGCAUGGACGACCUCCGCAACCGUCAGCAGUACAUGACCAUGGGUUCCAAAAAGAUGGCAAUGAUCAGCCGGAAGCAUGGAAGGCAGCGCGCUUGCAACGUGGGCCCCGAUGAUGCCGUGUCCUACACCAACGCCAUGCAGAAGGAAACUCGUGCAGCCUUCAAAAUGAGCAUCGCCUGA
This is a messenger RNA of Symbiodinium pilosum, 606 nucleotides long. NCBI's taxonomy places the organism in Eukaryota, Dinophyceae, Suessiales, Symbiodiniaceae. The record is from the annotation of a GenBank genome assembly.